AUGAUGAGCGCGCUCGUGCUCGGUGCUCCCGCUCCCCCCUCACACGCCGCGCUCGCGACGCCCGGCUCCCUGCUCCUGCACGCGCAGCUGGCCCCGGCGGCGGAGCGGCUCUCGCGCAGCGCGCUCUCCCCGCCGCUGGAGCUCGCGCACCUCCGGGGCGUCCUGAGGCGGCGGCAGCUCUACUGCAGAACCGGCUUCCACCUGGAGAUCCUACCGGACGGAACCGUGCAGGGCACGCGCAAGGACCACAGCACGUUCGGUAUUCUGGAGUUCAUCAGCCUGGCCGUGGGGUUAGUCAGCAUCCGCGGUGUUGACAGCGGCUUCUACCUGGGCAUGGACAGCAAAGGGCAUCUGUAUGGCUCGGAAAAGCUGACGGCGGAGUGUGUUUUCCGUGAACACUUCGAGGAGAACUGGUACAACACCUAUUCGUCGAACCUCUACCGACACGGCGAGCGAGGCCCGCACUACUUCGUCGCUCUGAACAAAGAUGGCACGUCUCGAGAUGGCGCUCGAUCCAGGAGGUACCAGCGCUUCACGCACUUCCUCCCACGACCUGUCGACCCUGACCGCGUGCCUGAUCUUUACAAGGACACCCUGGGACAAAGCUGAGACGAGGGUUGGAUCUCAGAGAUGGCGAAAAGAGAAAGCCCUUCAUUUUGGGGUAGAAAAGGUUACUCCGGCAUAGGAGAUACGCUCCUGGAAUUUUGUCGAGCAGAUAAUCUGCUAGGACUAAAAAUCUCCAAACAUCCAUAAAUGUCUUAUCUUUUGGCUGGAGGAUAUAUGUGGUUGCUCUGGUUGGAGAGGACAGAUUCCAGGGGAUCCAGGAUUUGUCAUUAUCAUCAUAACGGUCUAAUUGAUGGACCUGUUGUUCUCUGGACAUCCAUGACAGCUCUUGUUUCUACAGGACUGAAGGUCAUAGUCAGGUGGGAAACUGUAUAGCUGUGUGGAGGAGCAGAAACAUGUCCAUUUGGGGCAAAAGUGGUGUUGGACCUGUACAUCCAACAUUCAUGAGCACUGCUGAUUGAGAGGUCAAGAAGAUGUCUAGGAAAGGUCUCCAGAGAACUCUACGUUCUGGAGUAUAAAUUUGGGGCCACCUCAAGUCAACUGGACGCACUUCUCCAAAAUCCACCCUGUUCUAGGGUUAAAUCAAUAGAUCCCUGAGAGCUCUAAUUUCUUAAAUAGAUUCGGGACAAAACCAAUCUAGAAGGACAGUUGGUUGGCUCAUGACCAAAGAUUGAGAUCAGGAACAUAGUCUAAUUGGGUCUAAUCAGGGCAAAUUGACGGUUUGGGAUAAUGAGCAUGGAGCUUCUUCUGGGAAGAUGUUACCGCUUCUAGAACAUUCUUCAAAACAAGGACCACACUGGUUUUUGGAAAUGGACAUAGACAUGGACGUUGCUAUUUCAGAUCAGGAAAACGAUGUCCCAUGGUUUGGGUAUCAGGAGACAAUGAUGAUUUACUACUGAAUAGCUUCUAAAGGAAUUUCCAUCACUGUCUGGACUGAUUAA
Molecule: messenger RNA, 1505 nt
Organism: Clarias gariepinus (North African catfish)
Lineage: Eukaryota; Metazoa; Chordata; Actinopteri; Siluriformes; Clariidae
Gene: fgf20a
Product: fibroblast growth factor 20a
Exons: 3
Coding region: 1-609 (202 amino acids)
Biological process (GO): positive regulation of protein phosphorylation; fibroblast growth factor receptor signaling pathway; animal organ morphogenesis
Cellular component (GO): cytoplasm
Molecular function (GO): fibroblast growth factor receptor binding; growth factor activity
Source: RefSeq, a predicted model, not a curated record